AAGACAAAAGUCGCAUUCAUCUGCGCAUUCGUCACUUUGCCUCAGUGUAAAGGGAUUGCUUUCGUCGUGGUGGAACCUGGAUUGCUAAAGCCGUCAUCCCCCUGCCUACAUGUGUCGGAUCGCCGACGGAUCUCCAGGAUGGUCGGGAGCUGAAGAUGAGCGUGGAUGUACCAGUCGAUGAUUGGCUGUCUGCCUAGCCAAUCCCGGGAGAUCUGAGGAAGGACAGUGUUGCUGGACAGCGGCCAGAACACCUUGUGGAUGGAGCAGCAGACGGCUGACCGGAGACACAGUGUCGUGUGGAUUGGUGCUCCAGUCGCUCCUCUCUCCAAACCCCAAACCCAAACUGAGGUGCUUCAUACGUUGGAAUGUGUUGCGCUUGUUCACACUGACACUCUGGGUCCGCCUUUCGAAAAACUGCAAAAACAUUCAGGGGAAAAGGGAAGCCCCGAACGGAAAAGCCUUAAUUCGUACAUCUAGCCAACUUGAAUUGCAUUGUAUUCGCCGUUGCCUUUUGUGGUGAGACGGCAGUAAGCAAGAACGGAAAAAGAACAGCAACAAAAAAACUAUUAGAAAGCGAUAGCGGCUGUGUGGGGAGAGAGAGGCUCGCUUCUGAUUCCCAUCACGUAGACGCAACCGAGAGGAAAAUAAUUUGGAGCUGUCAGUCACCUUCAUCACCAUCAUGGGGAGGUGUGAAGGUCGGCCGUCACGCUCGGUGUGUUUCCCGGCGGUGCUGGCGCUGCUGGCCGCCACGGCGGUGGCCUUGGAGUAUGAGGGAGUCCCCGGCCAGUGGGCGCGCUACAGCCGCUGGGACGCCAAGGCCGAGGGCGACCUCAGCCUCAUCGUCAAGACCAACCUCAGCAAGGCGCUGGUGCUCUACCUGGACGACGGCGGCAACUGCGACUUCCUGGAGCUGCUGGUGGUGGACGGACGGCUGCAGCUGCGCUUCACCAUCCACUGCGUGGAGCCCGCCAGGCUGCACACGGAGACGCGCGUCAACGACCACCGCUGGCACCGCGUGCUGCUCACGCGCAACCACCGGGAGACGCGGCUGGUGGUGGACAACGAGAACAAGCGGGCGGAGGUCAAGGCCAAGCGGGGGGAGAUGGUGGUGGCCAGCGACCUGUUUGUGGGCGGGAUCCCGCCCGACGUGCGCCUGUCGGCGCUGACCUCCAGCACGGUGAAGUACGAGCCGCCGUUCCAGGGGCUGAUCGCCAACCUGAAGGUGGGGGAGGCGGCCCCGCUGCUGCUGGACGGCCAGGGGGUCCACAACGACGUGGACUACCUGUGCGAGCUCCACUCGCCCUGCGGCCACGGAGGGGCGUGCUCGCUUCACCAGGGCCAGGCCGUCUGCGACUGCAGCAACAGCGGCUACAAGGGCAGCUACUGCCAGGAAGUAGCAGUCCAGAAGGAAGUUGAAGGUCUGGCGCAUCUGAAGCUGACCCGCCAAGUUAAUCGCCAAGGCCAGGCUGAGUCGGUGGCCACCUUCAGGGGCAACGAGUUCUUCAGCUACAACCUGUCCCAGACGCCCAUCCAGAGCAGCCUGGACGAGAUCACGCUGUCCUUCCGCACGCGGCAGCGCAACGGGCUGCUGCUGCACACGGGCCGCUCGGCCGACUACGUCAACCUGUCCCUGAGGAACGGGGCCCUGUGGCUGGUGAUCAACCUGGGCUCCGGGGCCUUCGAGGCCCUCGUGGAGCCCGCCGCCGGCAACUUCAACGACAACGGCUGGCACGACGUGCGGGUCACGCGGAACCUGCGCCAGGUCACCAUCCUGGUGGACGGCAUCCUGACCACCACGGGCUACACCCAGGAGGACUACACCAUGCUGGGCUCAGACGACCUCUUCUACAUCGGCGGGAGUCAGAACACGGCCGACCUGCCCGGCUCCCCCGUCAGCAACAACUUCAUGGGCUGCCUCAAAGACGUGGUGUACAAGAACAACGAGUUCCGGCUGGAGCUGUCGCGGCUGGCCGAGCAGCGGCACCCCAAGGUGGGGAUCCACGGGGACCUGGCCUUCCGCUGCGACGACGUGGAGGCCCUGGAGCCCGUGUCCUUCGACGCGCCCGCCGCCUUCCUGACGCUGCCGCGCUGGAACACCAAGAGGACCGGCGCCAUCUCCUUCGACUUCCGCUCCACCGAGCCCAGCGGCCUGCUGCUGUUCGGCCAGGGCAGCCAGAGGGCGUCGGCCCCCGACCGCAAGCCCCGCGCAGACUACUUCUCCAUGGAGCUCCUGGACGGCUUCCUGUACCUGCUGAUGGACAUGGGCUCCGGCAGCAUCAAGAUGAAGGCCAGCGCCCUCCGGCUGACGGACGGCGAGUGGUGCCACGUGGACUUCCAGCGGGAUGGCCGCAAAGGGUUCAUCUCGGUCAACAGCCUCAGCCUCCCCUUCGCGGCCAACGAAGGCAGUGAGAUCCUCGAUCUGGACGGGGACAUGUACCUGGGGGGUCUCCCUGAAGAACGCCUGCAGAGCCAGGGCCCGGGCCAGCCGGGCCAGAGCCAGCAGGGCUUGAUGUCCCUGCCUCCGGAGGUGUGGACGGCCUCCCUCAACCUGGGCUACGUGGGCUGCGUGAGGGACCUUUUCAUCGACGGCCAGAGCCGGGACCUGCGCAAGCUGGCGGAGGUCCAGGGCGCGGCGGGCGUCAGCGGCCUGUGCACCAAGGAGACCCAUGUCCAGUGCGCCAAGGACACCUGCCUCAACGGAGGCCACUGCCGAGAGGGCUGGAACCGGCACAUCUGCGAGUGCAACGGCACAGGGUACCUCGGAGCGAGCUGUGAGACCGAGGCGACGGUGCUGAGCUACGACGGCAGCAUGUACCUGAAGGUGGUGCUCCCGCAGGCGCUGCACACGGAGGCGGAGGACCUGUCCCUGCGCUUCAUGUCCCAGCGGGCCUACGGCCUGCUGGUGGCCACCACCUCCCAGGAGUCGGCCGACACCCUCCGUCUGGAGCUGGACGGGGGCCGGGUGAAGCUCACGGUCAACCUGGAUUGUAUCAGGAUAGACUGUUCCCUCAGUAAAGGUCCUGAGAUGCUGGUGGUGGGACAGAAGCUCAACGACAACGAGUGGCACACGGUGAAGGUGGUCCGCCGGGGGAAGAACCUGCAGCUGUCCGUGGACAACGUCACCGUGGAAGGUCACAUGACCGGCGCCCACACCCGGCUGGAGUUCAACAGCGUGGAGACGGGCAUCAUGACGGAGCGCCGCUUCAUCUCCGUCAUGCCCUCCAACUUCAUCGGCCACCUGCAGUCGCUGGUGUUCAACGGCGCGCCCUACCUGGACCAGUGCAAGAACGGCGACAUCUCCUACUGCGAGCUCAACGCCCGCUUCGGCAUGCGCCACAUCGUGGCCAACCCCGUCAGCUUCGGCAGCCAGGAGAGCUACAUGGCCUUCUCCACGCUGCAGGCCUACGCCUCCAUGCACCUCUUCUUCCAGUUCAAGACCCCCACGCCUGACGGCCUCAUCCUCUACAACUCGGGCGACGGCAGCGACUUCAUCGUGGUGGAGCUGGUGAAAGGCUACAUCCACUACGUGUUCGACCUUGGCAACGGGCCGUCGCUGAUGAAGGGCAACUCGGACAAGCCGCUCAACGACAACCAGUGGCACAACGUGGUGGUGUCGCGCGACGCCGGCAACGUGCACACGCUCAAGAUAGACGCGCACACCGUCACACAGCACUCCAACGGGGCCCGCAACCUGGACCUCAAAGGCGAGCUCUACAUCGGUGGGGUGGGGAAGGGCAUGUACAACAGCUUGCCCCGGCUCAUAGCGUCCAGCGAGGGCUACCAGGGCUGCCUGGCCUCCGUCGACCUCAACGGCAGGCUGCCUGACCUGCUGGCCGACGCUCUCCACAAGGUGGGGCAGGUGGAGCGCGGCUGUGGAGGGCCGAGCACCACCUGUACGGAGGAGUCGUGCCUCCACCAGGGGGUGUGUCUGCAGCUCUGGGAGGGCUUCUUCUGCGACUGCACCAUGACCACGUACGGUGGGCCCUUCUGCAGCGACCCUGGAACCACGUAUAUCUUUGGUAAAGGAGGUGCCCUCAUCACCUACACCUGGGCUCCCAAUGAGCGACCGAGCACGCGUGCCGACCGCCUGGCCGUGGGCUUCAGCACGCUGCAGAAGGACGCCAUCUUGGUCCGCGUAGAGAGCACCCACGGGCUAGGAGACUUCCUCCAGCUUCAUAUAGGGAACCUGCGGCUGGUGGGCGACUCGCUGUCGGCCGUCACCGCCGACGCCACGGCCGCGACGCCGGUGGCCGUGUCCGACAUGUCCACCACCAUCAUGGAGACCACCACCACCAUGGCCACCACCACCACCCGGCGCCAGCGCUCGCCCAGCCUGCGGGAGAGCAUCUCUAAGCCCCAGAACUCAGACGACAUCCUGGUGGCGUCCGCCGAGUGCCCCAGUGACGACGAGGAUCUGGAGGAGUGUGAGCCCGGAACAGGAGGUGAACUCGUGUUGCCCAUAAUAACGGUGGACUCCCUCGAGCCGCCCUCCAUCGCCACCCGCUUCCCCGCCAUCCCCCCUCCCCCCACCCUGCUGUCCCCGCUCGACACCACCAGAGAGUCCCUGAUGGUGCCCCCCCACCCCUCCUCCUGCCCCCCCGACCAGGAGGACUGCGGUGACCCCGUGGAGGUGUCGGCCUUCGGCUCCGGCGAGAUGACCGAGUCGGACGACGAGGACUUCUACGGCAACGCCAACAACUCCCCGCUGGUCACCGACAGGACCGUCCUGCCGCCCCCUCCCGCCGCCGCCGGCGAGGGCGGAGCCGGCAAGAAACCCCGCCCCCACCACCCUCCCCGUGCUCCCACCACCCACCCCGACCAGCCGCAGCACCACAUCCCCGCGGGCAAAAUGAACACCCGAGACCAGGUGCUUCUGCCGCCCGCGCCCCCCUCCUCCAGAAACACCCCCGGACUAACCUACCCCCCCAAUUUUCCCCAUGUGCCCACAGCCGCGCCGACGGGGCCGGACGAGGAGAAGGGCCGGCCCGGGGCGGUGGAGGUGAUCAGGGAGUCCAGCAGCACCACGGGCAUGGUGGUGGGCAUCGUGGCCGCCGCCGCGCUCUGCAUCCUCAUCCUGCUCUACGCCAUGUACAAGUACCGCAACCGGGACGAGGGCUCCUACCAGGCGGAGCAGGGCCACAGCUACGUCAACAGCAGCGGCCUGGAGGGCGCCGGGGGCCCCCGCAAGGACAAGGCGGACGGCACGGCCAUGGGGCCGGUGGCGGCCGGGACGGGGACCAAGGCGACCGCCAAGGGCAAGAAGAACAAGGACAAGGAGUACUACGUGUGAGGGAGAGGACGGAGGGAGGACGAAGAGACGUGGACGGACACUUAAGAGGAUGGAUUGACGUUUUCAUAUCCCCCCCCCACACACACACACACACACACACACCCCCACCCCCCAUUACUUCCUGCCCCGUCAGUUUUCAGAAAAGGUCACAAAGACCUAGAGAUGGAGGUUGAGGGCAACGACGGUUCUGUUACGAGUUACGUUCACAUUGGGACACAACGCGACCCGCUGAACGUUUGUCUAAAAAAAGAAUAGGCCAUGGGACCCGCUCUCUGUGCUGACCUCCGCUCUCUCAUUCUGCCAGCGCCGUUCAUCUACUGUCCUUUUGUUUCUCGAUGUAAUUACUGAGUUAGAGUGAGCAUCCAUUUUGGCUUUGUACAUAGCAGGGAUACGGUUAGGUAAGGCACAUGCAGGGGACAGCUCUACAUGUUGGUCUGUUGGGACUUUUUCUUUUUUUAUACUUUCCUACGCCCUCUCCGAAGAAAAGAUGUUGUGUGUGGUUUGCGGGGAGUGCAAGCUAGUUACUGGGUAAUAUUUGGUAGAUUAGUGGGGAAGCCGAAUCGAUGCUGACCUAAGCUCCUGAGCCCGUACGUGGAUAUGGUUAAUAUUAUAUGAGGUCGACGCCCGGACUCAUCUUCCACCGCAACACGGUUUGAAUUUAAAAGUCUCCGAUGGUCAUUGGUUUUCAGUUGCCAGCGCCAUAUCAUAUUUAAAGCAUGAUAUAUAUCGGUUUCCUGCUGAAAAUGACAGACUUAAAAAAAAUAGGUUCUAAAAAGUGUUCCACGUACUCCAAUGAACUGUAUAUCCGGAUGAGUCAUAACCAAAGUCAUCCAUUUUAUUUUUCACCACAUUACAGUCAAAGUUUCCCUCAUUAACCCUUGCUUCCCCGUAAUAUCGUCCACCGCCCCCCCGGACGCGAGUGGCAGGUCUGCGCCGCAACGUGUGGAUGUACAUACCCGGAGUAGACAGACUAACGUGACAAGUGAGGGCCUUUUUAUAGACAAUACAGGACACUUAAAAAGACUCUUAUGUGUGACUAAAUGUUCUGUCCCUAUACCGUUGUCAGUGUUGAAACUCUUCAGUCCGAAGCACCGCGGGAUCUUUGUGGUGAUGAACAGAAUCCUAAACCGAGAGCUUUCCCCCUUUUCUUUUUUCUCCACGUAUUUACGUGACGCAAAUGCGACGUCCUCCACGUACGCUGGAGAAAUGCGAGGGUCUCUUAACUUUUUUUUUCCUUCUUGAAAAAAAUUGUCCCGGGAUAAAGCUAAAGCACACAUUUAAUGUAAAACAUAUCGUUGAAACAUUGAUAUUCCUUGUAAAGCAGCCAAACAUGUUUUUUUGUUUUUUACGAAAAAGAGAAUUGUGUGAGAUGAAUAAUGAAGUUUGUGAAACGUAUUGAUAUUUCUCUAAUAUUUUGGUGUGUAUCUUGUCGCCACCCCUUUCAGCACAUUACUUUUUGAUUGCCUUUUACUGAAAUCCAGAAGAGAAGCACACCACACUCUGAUAGCUGCAGUCACUUUGGUUCCUAUUCUCGUGGCGGAUUCAAGAUGGUGCGGGUGAGACACUCAACAACUGGUUUUUGUUUGUUUACAAGCAGCCAUUUAUUUGUGCCAUUAGCUAAUGUUUCCAAACAGGUCUUAUACUUAAACUCCACUGUCUGACGAUGAAUUAUGUCUUCAGUUUGAUCUGUGACCUAUUCAUUCUGUUCUGUUCUGUUUAGUUUUUUUCAUGAAAGUGCCAUUUAACAUGGGCGUCUCAGUGCUCAGAAGUUAUUUCAUUCCUUAUUCAUUGCUAUUGUAUAGUGUUCCUGUGAAAUGGAUCUUAAUAUGUGUACAGACCAUGGUUCAAAAGGACAAUACACUUGAUUAUAUACUUUGUAAA
Gadus macrocephalus (Pacific cod) is the source of this 7171-nucleotide messenger RNA. RefSeq names its product neurexin 2a (gene nrxn2a). The transcript is spliced from 20 exons. Lineage: Eukaryota; Metazoa; Chordata; Actinopteri; Gadiformes; Gadidae. The coding region runs from base 680 to 5290 and encodes 1536 amino acids. The record is from RefSeq and is a predicted model, not a curated record.